Seriola aureovittata is the source of this 6161-nucleotide messenger RNA. RefSeq names its product alpha-kinase 3b (gene alpk3b). Bases 542 to 5422 code for a protein of 1626 amino acids. NCBI's taxonomy places the organism in Eukaryota, Metazoa, Chordata, Actinopteri, Carangiformes, Carangidae. Gene Ontology annotation, biological process: cardiac muscle cell development; protein phosphorylation. The record is from RefSeq and is a predicted model, not a curated record. Gene Ontology annotation, molecular function: protein serine/threonine kinase activity; ATP binding. The transcript has 14 exons. Gene Ontology annotation, cellular component: nucleus.
GAGAAGAGCAGCCAACGACUCAGCACACAAGCGGCCCCUCUUCUGCUCUCAGCUCAUGUCGUCCAAUGGUAACAGAAUAGGAAAAAAACCUUCACCCUGUUUUUUAAAUCCUCUCCUAUUCAGGGAACUACCAAAUCUGGGAUGGCCUUGUAUUUGUCAUGGAAUUAUUGUGGAACUUUCUUCUUCAAAAGGAUUUUUUCUUGUUCCCUCACAGAUCUUUUUACGACACAAGUUUUCAGUUUUUGCUGCUCUUUGAUUAUUUUUUAUAUCAUGGUCCGAAGGCAAGUUUUGGAAAGAGUGAUGUGCUCUUGUGCCUAUUUGCAGGCCAACUAUAAAUAGUCCAGCAGCCUACGCAUGCUCAUGUUUGAUUGGAAAUUGCAGUGCCUUGAGUCAGUGCAGUGGGGUAUCUGUCAAAGGAGGGAAAGAAACUUGUGAAUGCUCAUAUUAAUCUCUCAGGAAAGCCAAAAAAAUAAGUGACAACCCAAACUUUUUUUUUCCUUGGAGAACUUUUUUUCUUGAGUAUCUCUUUUUCUGGUGGGAAAUGAGUUCGCGGAGGACAACACCACGCUCCACGUCUUGGAACGGAGGGUCCAGUAAUGGGGAUGACAGCGGUGGGACUAGCCGGCCGGGUGGCUGCAGCUAUCUCUCUAACGUGAGGCCAGAAAACAGGAGCACGCUCUGCAGUGUAAUGGCACAGUUAACUGAGGAGACGCAGCCCGCCUUUCAAACAACCCUCAAGUCAAAAGCUGUGUCGGAGAAUUGCAAUGUGAAGUUCUCAUGUGUGGUUACAGGAUACCCUGCCCCUCAAGUUAAUUGGUAUAAGGACGAUAUGCAGUUAGACAGAUACUGUGGACUGCCUAAAUAUGAAAUAUUCCGCAAUGGACAAAAUCAUUCCCUGCACAUUUACAAUUGUACUGUGGAGGACGCAGCGAUAUACCAGGCCUCAGCCAUCAACAGUAAAGGUAUCGUGUCCUGCUCUGGGGUUCUGGAGGUGGGAGAAAUGAACGAGUUCAAGAUCCACCAGCGCUACUUUGCAAAGCUCAAACAAAAGGCUGAGCACAGGCGCAGGGAAGCAGAGGGUAAAGAAAACCAGGAGCCAUUACGAACCAUCAGUCCAGACCGUACACAGAGGAAACGGCGCUCCACAAUGGAGGCCUUCCUUAGCAUGCCAAGCUCCAUGGAGGAUGAGAGCAAUGAGGAGAGCCCCCAGGCUGUGGCUGUGGGGACUGAGGACAGGUUGCAGGAGGCCACCGUGGAGGAAGUGGAGGAAAAGCCGGUCACUAAUGGACAAGUUAUAAAUGAAAAUGGAAACAGUGGCGGGACAUACAUAUAUGACAGCGCCCAGAAGAUUUUCACUGCACACCAACCCAAAACUCCCUUUGUCAAGAAGAAGAUUAAAAUUUCGAACAUCGCAAAAGUUGCAAAAGCAGAUACACUAGGAGAGAGGGUGUCUGAGGAAAGAAGGGCUAAAGACGAGACAUCAGCCUCUGUAGCUCUGGCCUGCAUAGAUCCAGUGCAGUCUGAGGGGAACUCAGAAGAAGUUAUGGAGGUAGAGAAGCUUGUCAGUUCGACUGUAGAUUCAGACUCCAGAAACGUGACAGAACAAUGUAAGAAAUCAACAACGGAGGAAGCAAUGCUUGUUGAAAGGCCUUCAAAGGAUGAAAACGUAUGUGUUACGCCUUCACAGAGCACUGUUUCUCCUGCUGCUCUUAUAUAUACAAGUCAUACUGUGUCAGGAACUGGAGGUAAACAAGCUGCAAAGUCUGAGAAGGAGGUUGGACACAAAGACAGAGAAGAAAAUUUCGAAAUGCAGAAACAAAGUCCUUACCUCAACAUUACCUCAACACAAGUACAGUCAAGUGUUGCAUCAACACCAAUUAUAUUAAAAGAGGACAUUAUUAAAACAGAAGAAGCUACAGCCAUGGAUACUGAUGAGAAGUCAGAUACUUCCACUGGUGGAUCUUUAGCACACAGAGACCUCAAGUCAGUGGACACAGCGUGUGAAAGCAGGACUGCUUUGCCUCAGCAUCCAUGUGGACGGGCUAGAGAUCAGCUGUCUGACAAGGAAACAAGCCCCUGCCAAGAAAAUGUGUCUGAGCCUCGGCCAGCCCCGCUGAGAGAGGUUACACAGGCCCACACAAAGAUGAACAGGAAUGAUGCACCUGUCAACCUUGAGCUUCCACGCGCCCAGCGUACGAUGGACGCGCAACCACCACAAAAGACUCCAUCAGAAAGCAAGGCCACAACAGAUGACAUCCAGACCCCGUCUUUGCACUGUGGUCUUCAAGCAGCCAUUGACAAAAUGACACAGGACACAUGGGAUCAUUCCAGAGGAUCAAAUGAAAGCCCUAUGGUCCUUUUUACAGACCUACAGAAGUCACCCUUUGAAAGCCCUGGUGCUGGUGAGAACACCCCAGGGUGUAACGUUUCGCCCACGACCCCACAAAGCCAAGUUGAUACAGCUAUAAAAACUGUUGAAGGGACAGAAAUACAAGCUGAUGAGGAGGUAGAGGGUAACAAGCUAGGUAAGUUAUUAGCUGAGCCCCCAAAUGAGAAGAUAGUUGAGAUGGAGACUGACACUGCUGCUCUACAUAUGGUUGAACAAACUAAAACAACAAAGACCAGGGAUGUAGUGGGUAAAGAUUCUGCUGUUGUCACUGUAGAAACAUCUUGUAAAGAGAAGAAUGAACCAAUGUCAAAAGUGGCAAGCAGUUCAGAAUUACAGAAUCUAAAGUCCGAUGAAUUUCCGACUGCUAUGCCACACUUAACAAAUAAUCCAGAAAAUACAAACACAUCAGAGCAAAUUAUAAGCUUCAAUGAAAUUCAAAAACCUGUAUCAAAAGUCAUAUCUAUCGCUGAACUUCUGAGAUCACAAAUAAAGGCUCUUGACCUCACACUAGCAAAUUCAAUGUCCACCAUACCAGUUCAGACUGACUUUGUACAAGAACCUACAACAACUGCUUCAAAGACAAGUCAGGAAUUAAGAGAUGGUGACAGAAAAUGUAAACUGGAAGUCAAGACGUCAAUACCUGGCAGAAAAACGGAGGCAAUUAUUGACGAUACUCCUGCCACAAACAUAAACGUAACACUUACAACAGUGCGUCAUCAACUAAGUAAAACUGAGCAGACUCAAAGUGCAACUUCGCCACCUGCUCAAGCUUUACAAAAACCUCUCCUUAUAGAGACCACAGGACCUCAUGGCGGUGCCAGCAAAUAUAAUAAGGGCGGUAUGGACAUCGGCCAGGAAAACGGAACAUCAAGUCAGGUUCCUUCUCAUUGCCCAGUUGUUUCCCUCACUGAGAGCGAAAAUGUCAAACACAAAUUUCUUCCUUCAUCUUCAAAGGAUGAAGUGACCAACAGACCUGCAUCUAUUUCAAACUUAUCAGGAACUGUCAGUCAAGGAUCUGGGACUCUUAUAAAGGCAGAUGGUGAGGAGUCAAAUAUUACUAUUUUGGAGCAUGCCCAAGAUGAACCUGUCCGAGGCAAAGACAUGGAAUCGACACAAAAGUUAACUCCAGAGAUUAAACUCAAUAGCAGAACAGAAAGGGGGAUUACUGAAAUUAAUUCCACAACACGUCUAGAUCGAUACAAAAUGGAAGAACUUAACACAAACAGUUCUUUGCAGAGUGUCCAAAAGUUUCCCACUCAAAGUGUAUUUAGCACUGAUACACAAGACAGUACACAGGACAGCUCUAUGGUUGAGGAAUUUUCAAGCAGAGACUCCUUAACCAAUCCAACUCUUGAGGCUAGUCCAUUGUUAAAGAAAAGAAAUUGUGUUUCACCUAUUCCUUCUGCUACUCCACAAGAGCUGGCCUCUGGAGCCCGCCGCAAAAUCCUAACACCCAAGGCCAAACCCAAGGAGGCCACAGAGGCCACUUCACCUGUUGAUAACCAAGCUCAGAAAAAGGAGGUUUCUACCCAGAGCAGCAAGCUUUCCACAAGUCCUCUGACCCCCUCUGUGUCUCCAAGUCUGUCUCGACGGUCACAUCUACUUCAGCCGGCUGGUGAGCAAACCUCUGCCGUAGAGAGGCGUUCUCCGCUCUUGAGCAGGAGAAAGACUGCAUUGGAGACACAAGCACCGAGCCAGCAGCCCACUGAUGAGAUCAGCAGCCUGAAAACUGAGGGGAAACCUACAGAAAAGGACAAGCACAACCCAUUCAAAGCUCCUCAAGUUAUUCGCAAAAUCAGGGGCGAAACCUUCGCAGACACCUCAGGACACUUGAAACUGUGGUGCCAGUUCUUCAAUGUUCUUAGUGACUCUACGAUCAAAUGGUACAAAAAUGAAGAGGAGAUUGCUCAGAUUAAAAGAAAUGCAGGGGAUGAAACUCAGGUCAAUCUUGCCAUUGUUCAAGCAUCAUGCAGUGACUCUGGUGUUUACGGAUGCUCAAUCACAAAUGAAUAUGGGACAGACUCAACAGACACACUACUUAGUACAGAUAUAUUAGCAGGAAUGUCCCUACGUGAGGAUCUCGGUGUUGGAGAAGAAAUCGAAAUGACACCCCUGAUAUUCAGCAAGGGUGUGGCUGACUCAGGCAUCUGGGCCAACAAAUUAUUUGGCCGUAUAAUGAUGCAGGAAUCUCAUAUUGGUGAUGGCUGUUCUCAUAAAGUCUGGAGGGCAAAAGUCAUCUAUGGUCUGGAGCCCGUGUUUGAGUCUGGUAACACAUGUAUCAUUAAAGUACGCAACCCUAUCGCCUAUGGAGGAAAAGAAGAAAGCUGCCUCGUGGAAAGAAACCUGGACAUUGUCAAGCAGGAGUGUAAAAUUCAGAACUUGGCUCGUGAAUACUGCAAAAUCUUCUCUGCAGAGGCAAGAGUGAUUGAAAACUUUGGUCCCUCUCUUGAGGUGCUUCCAGUCUACUUGAUGUACCGACCAGCUAACACCGUCCCCUAUGCCACAGUGGAAGCUGAUCUGACAGGGGUCUAUCAGAAAUACUCUGUCCUCGAUCAUACAGGCAGAAUAGACGUGAGGACUGGCUCUGUGGUUGAGCAGAAAUGCUGUGCCCUGCAGCACUGGAUCUUUCAGUGGACCAAUGGCAAUCUGCUUCUCACUCGGCUUGAAGGUGUUGACACUAAGAUCACCAAUGUUGGGAUUUCAGUCAAAUCUACGGGGCAUCAAGGUCUAUGUGUCGAAGGUAAUCCCAAAGUGUUUGAGCAGUUUGUCUCCCAGCACCAGUGUAACUACUUCUGUGGUCUGCUUGGUCUGAGGUCACUAAAGGUCAUGGACUCUUUAUUGACGCCAACGAAGCCCAAGGGUUCCAGGAGUCCGUUACUUCAGCGAAAGAUUGCUGCUGGUUCUUCCAGCCCUCAGACUGGCAGGAAAGCUGCUGGCAGCCCCAGAAUGCCAAGAAAGGCUGAGCCAGAAGGCAGAAUGACCCCCACUAAACAAAAAGCUGCUGAUGCUCCCAAAGUUGUUAAGAUGGCAUAGGGUGAAUAUCUCUUAGAGAUCACAAAGAUGCACAGAAAGCCCAGGAGGAGCUGGAGGGAAGCUCGACAGCUGAUGACACUUCCGAAGUAUAAAACCUUUCAGAGACCGGGGAAGAAGAUUAAUAAAUAUGAUGACUUAAUUUAAUUUUAACAGCCACCAUUCCUUGCUAUUAUCACUUAUUGUGGACUGAUGCCCUCACAUGUUGUGGUGAAUCUAUUGUGUCUUGCAUUUAUGUUCAAAUCCUCGGGAUAAAACUAUUGUGUAAUAAGAAGUAGUGGCUUUCCUGGGUUUGUAUUCUAUCAAUCCAUGUACCAUUGGUCACAGAUUGUGGAUGCCAAUCUCAGGUCAGAGUAUUUGUACUAUAUUGACAAAAAACAUUUUGGACUGAAGUGGCAUUAUAUUUUGUCAACUAUAUGUGUAAUUUUCAAUGUAAGAGCACAAAUUGUAUUAUUUGUAGUCACCCCUGUCAGUUCACGAAAAAACGAAAACAUAACAGGGAUAUACAAUAAGCCCCAUGGUCACACCGCACGUUCUAAAGGCUGAGAGUAAACAACCAUUUUUUUCAUGUAUCAAUCAAAAUGUAGCUUCACAUGACACUGUUGUACAGUGGCUAAUGGUGCUGUGCUUUUAUAUUGUAACCUGUCAUGUUUACUUGCUGUUCUACAUUGCACUGCAUUUUUAGAAACCGCACCUUUGAAUGCAAAUGGCUGUAAAAUAAAAGAUAUAUUUACAUCUUGUA